Messenger RNA from Parastagonospora nodorum SN15, 3204 nucleotides. RefSeq lists its product as hypothetical. The record is from RefSeq and is a predicted model, not a curated record. Bases 1 to 3204 code for a protein of 1067 amino acids. The transcript has a single exon. Gene Ontology annotation, molecular function: histone deacetylase activity. Lineage: Eukaryota; Fungi; Ascomycota; Dothideomycetes; Pleosporales; Phaeosphaeriaceae. Gene Ontology annotation, cellular component: nucleus.
AUGCCCUCGCCAAUUGGCGCAAAGAGCCCGCUACACCCCCCGCCAGAAGAGAAGCCACCGCUGCGAGCAAUCGAUGUCGCCGACGAGUUCUUCAAGAAAGAGCUGGCGCGCCAUGAUGGCAUGGAAGGCACGGUCAACCCGGGGACCAUUGUUAUUGUCCACGACCAAUGCUAUGGCCAUCGCUUUUCGCGACCGAAAACACCAAAAGGCAUGCUGAGCCUGAUCAUGGAGCGCCCGGAGAGGAUACUUGCGAGCGUACUGGGCAUAUCAGCAGCCUACGUGCGACUGGGCGACCGUCACAUGGAAGGCAGUCAUCCGCCACACCCAUAUGACAAUCCCCCCGAGCGCAUACCCUUCAAGAUUCGCAAGACGUCGCGCAUGGUGGACAUCACUUCACCGGUUGUAACCAACGUACAUGGCACAAAGUGGAUGGGCGAGCUUGAUUCUUUGUGCAACAACGCCGAGCGCAAGCUAGCAUCGACCGGGAAAGAGCUGGUGCGUGAUGGUCCUCCCAUUCCCGGUCAGUCCUCGAAGAAAGAGCUCCACUCAGGUGACCUCUAUCUGUGCUCGGAAUCUAUGAAUGCGUUCAAGGGUGCACUCGGAGGCGUAUUGGAUGCCGUUGAUGCCGUCUUCCAGGGCACCAGCAUGGGCGACGGCCCCUCACGAGCAUUUGUCUGCAUCCGUCCGCCUGGCCAUCAUUGCUCGGAUGACUAUCCUUCUGGAUUUUGCUGGUUGAACAAUGUGCAUGUUGGCAUUGAGCAUGCCAUGAUGAGGUACGGUCUGACACACGCCGCUAUCAUCGACUUUGAUCUGCACCACGGAGACGGCUCCCAAGCCAUCACUUGGGCGCGCAACAAGAAAGUGCAGGGAAUGUCCCGGAACACUCCCAACUCGAAGAAGACAUCCAUUGGCUAUUUCAGCUUGCACGACAUCAAUUCUUACCCAUGCGAGGAUGGCGACGAUGACAAAGUUCAGGCGGCGAGUCUGUGCAUCGACAACGCCCAUGGUCAGUCCAUCUGGAACGUGCAUUUGCAAUCGUGGAGGACGCCCGAAGAUUUCUGGAAGAUCUACGAGGAGAAGUACAUGGUUCUGCUCGAGAAGACCCGGCAGUACUUGAAAUACCACACCAAGCGCCUAAGCACGUCGCCAAACCACCCUGCACCAAAAGCAGCUAUUUUCUUGUCUGCCGGGUUCGAUGCAAGCGAGCACGAGACGGCAGGCAUGCAGCGCCACUCCGUCAAUGUUCCUACGGAGUUCUACGCCCGGUUCACUCGAGAUGUUGUGCGGCUUGCAGAGGAAGAGGGCACUGGCGCUGAUGGUCGCGUGAUCUCAGUGCUUGAAGGUGGCUACAGCGACCGGGCACUCUCCAGUGGUGUCAUGAGCCAUCUUGCUGGACUCUGCGAUGGGCAAGUAUACAAUGACUCAGCGCCAUCGAAAGGUCUUGCCUUCGACAUGUCACAGCGACUAGGUGGGCUGAGCAUGCGCGACGAAGAUGUUUCGAUGCAAUCAGCUGGACCCGAAGCCACUCCCAUCAGCUAUGACCCUCGCUGGUGGCAUGUGUCCAAUUUGACAGAGUUGGAAAAUAUGGUCAACCCGCCGCCGGCUGUAGCGCCUAAGAAGCCACGAGCUGGAGCACCAGCACAUUUCUCCUCGCCGACACAAUCGUUCGUUGCCAAAGUGGUCGAUCCCACCAAGCUAUCACGCAGCCUUGGCGCGAGAUACCCCUCUAGUCCCUCACGAGCUCCGACACCGCCACCACCUGAAGUUGAUUGGGUGACUGCGGCUUAUUCUCUGAGUCAGCUCCUGAUUCCGUCGGAUCGACAAACUCGAAGCCACAAGCCUGAGGAUCUUGCUGAGCCCAAAGUCAAGAAGGAGAAGCCGAUACCGCCACCACUGAGCUCUGUGCACUUAGAUCCAUCUGGACGACAACUUCGAGGACGUAAAGCUGCCACAACUUAUGUUGAUCCUGCCUCCGGCGAUGAGAAGGCAUCCCUGCGACCAGAGUCACGGACAAGUCGACGACAGACAAUUGCAGACUUUCAGCUAGCCACUGCCGACGAGCCUGCGCCAACGUCUCGUUCUGUCUCGCGACGAAUGAGCAUUGCAUCCAGCGUCUCUUCGAUUGGCGACAGGAGCGCCAGUCGCGAGCCCAGCGUUGCUUCGAGGAGAAGAAGUGUAGCACCUGCCGUUGCUCCAACAACCAGUGUUGCUGUCAAGAAACCUCGAGGCGCUACCACGGCGGCCACUGCACGUGCGGCCCAGCGUCCGCCAGCACUUCGAGUACCCUCUAACUAUGCAAGCAAGCCUGGUGCAUCCAAAGGCAAGGAGAACGACGACAUGGACGCGCUCACAUCAGGUCUCAAGCGCAUCACCCUCAAGCUACCUCCGAAAGAAGAGUAUGAAGCCCGUGAAAGAGAGAAGGAGGAGAAGAAGGCGGCGGAGGCGAUAAAGAAAGCUCCAGCGAAGACGACCACGAGGAAGCCUGCUGCGCCGCGCACGGCCGCCACAAAGCCUGCAGCCAAACCAACCACGGCCAAGAGAGGUCCCGGAAGGCCACCCAAGUCAUCGAAGCCCGCUUCGCCUGUCGAUCCAGGAGCUGUUGCUGCUGCGCCAGAACCACCAAAAGUAGAGAACACUGCGACUACAACUUUAGUACAACCUCGGCCUGUGCAGCCGGAUCUCGUCUCAACACUCGUCCAGCCGCCUCCGUCACACUCUGCACAAGCUGGACCCGUGGUCGCAGAUGCUUCAACUAUUGACCGUCGCACGUCUGGUGGCCGUGCUGAACCACCAAACGAAAACACUCCCAUCGAGCAGCUUCGUGAGCAGCUUCCAAAACCGUCUUUCAUCACUGUCUCCGAACCGGUGCAGAACAUUACCCCACCCGCUCGCGCGGAAACACCUCCACCUCCGCCCCCAUCAAGCAUGCACGACUUUGUCAACUACACUACACAGUCGUUCGGUCCGGCACCUGCUGCGUUAGAUGAUGCCAAGGAGGCAGAUGCGCCGUUGCAAUGGCUCCCUCCAAACACUGAGCUGAGUGGCGCGACACCAAUGUCUCCGCCGAGCAAGAAGCAAGAUCUACCGGUUUUUACAGCGAAUGGUGUCAUACCGUUCGCAUCUGCAGGAGCUGGACAGCAGGGCGUGAAGGAAGAGGAGAACCGGCAGGAUAUCUGGGAGGUGCCGGAUACGCCAGCCCGCUGA